AUGGAUUGGUUUGUAGAUCGUCGCGAUGAUGACAAAAAUAAAAGUAUUUUUAAAACAGUUGUGAAUAAUUUAAUUCCACAAUUAAAUCAAAGUAUAUUGGGCAUGUCAUCAACUUUAAAAUUAUCAUAUUCUGAUCCACAAACAAUAAUGUCAUUAAUUAGUCAUGUUGAUAAUGCUAUGAAUGGACAAACAUCAUGUAUACAACAAAAUUUUAAAGAUUUAAGUAUAGUACGAAUAACAUGGGAUUUAAUCGUUAUUGCACUACGUUUACUAAUUGAUGAAGCUAUAAAAAUAGUUGAUCUCAAACAUAAAGAAUUAAGAAAAGCAAUUAGUAAUUUAGAUAAAUGGAAACAAGAUAUAAAAGAUCAAUUUAUUGUAAUGGAAAAUUCAUCUGAACAAGGUAGAAAAUUUAAACAAGAUUUAGAAAAUCAGAUUAUAUCAGAAAUUGUUCGUAUUUAUAAACAAAAAACAAGUGAUGCAAUUGGUUUGAAUAUAUCAACAAGUACGCAUAUUGAAGCAAAAAAAAUUGCUUGA
This is a messenger RNA of Didymodactylos carnosus, 534 nucleotides long. NCBI's taxonomy places the organism in Eukaryota, Metazoa, Rotifera, Eurotatoria, Philodinida, Philodinidae. The record is from the annotation of a GenBank genome assembly.